Molecule: messenger RNA, 2675 nt
Organism: Anguilla rostrata (American eel)
Lineage: Eukaryota; Metazoa; Chordata; Actinopteri; Anguilliformes; Anguillidae
Gene: sox12
Product: SRY-box transcription factor 12
Exons: 2
Coding region: 633-1757 (374 amino acids)
Biological process (GO): anatomical structure morphogenesis; cell differentiation; positive regulation of transcription by RNA polymerase II
Molecular function (GO): DNA-binding transcription activator activity, RNA polymerase II-specific; RNA polymerase II cis-regulatory region sequence-specific DNA binding
Source: RefSeq, a predicted model, not a curated record
AAACUUCCCCCCCACGCACAGCCGAAACGGCGGGGGGAGGGGGGAGGAGCCUGUGUCUGGCAGAGAAGGUUGAGCUGUAUACGGAGAAGGUUUAUAGAGCAGCAGACAGAGGGGCCGGCCCAACAAAGAGGGAAUCGGCUGGAGGGACGGCAGACAGAGAGAGAGAGAGUGAUAGGGAGAGCGAGAGAGAGAGAGAGAAGAGAGAGCGAGAGCAGGGGAGAGAGAGAGAGCGAGAGCAGGGGAGAGAGAGAGAGCGAGAGAGAGAGAGGGGGGGGAGAGUGCCUGCACGCACGCAGACAGCUCAGUACAGCGGGUCAGAUCCUCAGACAGACGCCGGGGCCGCAGACGUCGUCUCCCUCUCGCCAGCUCCGCGCCGCCGUUUCCCCGGCAGCAGCCCCCGCCGGUCGCCCUGCAGCGCAGGAGCCCCAUGCCGCACAGCCGGAGACGCAGCCGGCUCCCAGCGCUGCGCACGCCGCCGCCGUCGGGUCAAGGACAGCCCCAGCCCCGCUGAACCGCCGAACUUUGAUGAGAAGAGCUAGAGGAAAAAGAGAUAGACAAAAAGAAGAGAGAGACUGUCUGGAUAUGGAUGACUCCAGGAGAGGUUUGAACUGAACAGAGUUCAUUCUUACGUCAUGGUUCAGCACAGAGGCCACAAACACUCAACGGUCAUGGACAACGAUUCAACCCAAGAGGCUUUCGAGGGGCUGGGAGCCGAGGAAGGGGACGAGGUUUUCGGGCACGUACCCCCAAACAAGGACCCCAACUGGUGCAGGACCCCCACCGGACACAUCAAAAGACCGAUGAACGCGUUCAUGGUCUGGUCCCAGAUCGAGAGACGGAAGAUCAUGGAGCAGUGGCCGGACAUGCACAACGCCGAGAUCUCCAAGCGGCUGGGGAAGCGCUGGAAGAUGCUUCCGGACUACGAGAAGAUCCCCUUCAUCAAGGAGGCGGAGAGGCUUCGUCUGAAGCACAUGGCCGACUACCCCGACUACAAGUACCGGCCGCGGAAGAAGAGCAAGUCCUCGGCGCCCGCCAAGGCGGGAGAGAAGGCCGCGGCGAGGCCCGGCAAGGCCGGCUCGGGCCGCUCGACCGCCUCCUCCUCCUCCUCCUCCUCCUCCACCAGCAGGGCCCUCAAAGCCAGACCCUCCGCUUCCAAACACAAAGUGAGCCUUAUCGCCAACAAGUACAAGACCUACGACCGGGACGUGGGCGAGGACGACGACGCAGUGGAUGUAAAAGUGGCCCGGGCCGCGCCGGACGAGAGGAAGGUCCCCGGGGCCCGAGGCCAACAAGGCCCGCCGUCCCCCAGGGGCCCGCCGCCGGCGCCGCCCGUGGCCCAGCUCCGGCUCAAAGUGCCCGUCCCCCAGCCGGCCUGCGUCUCGGCCCGCCCGCCGGACGCCGCCGGCGCCCCCGGGGGCGUGUGCCCGGCCCCCGCCGAGCCCCGGGGACCCGACGCCGCGGCGCCCCUCUCCGGCAGGCCGUCCACGCCCACCUCCACCAGCUCCUCCUCCGUGGUGUCGACCGCCUCCUCCUCCUCGGACGAGGAGCUGGACGAGGAGAUCUUGCACAUCAUAUCCAACGCCAGCUUCGACAGCGUGCCCAUGGACUGCUCCGGUCUGGACAAGGACUUCGAAGCGUUUCACACAAACUCAGGAUCCCACUUCGAUUUCCCCGACUACUGCACACCGGAAGUCAACGAGAUGAUAUCGGGGGACCUGCUCGUGCCCAGCAUCUCUGACCUGGUGUUCACCUACUGAACGUCUCUGACCCGGUGUUCACCUGCUGAACGCCACUGACCCGGUGUUCACCUUCUGAGGUCAGCCCCAACCUUACCGUCAUCUCGUCAACAGACCUACCUAUAAACGCCACCCUCGUAACCGCAAGUUUAUUUGUUGAAAUCUUUUUUUUUUUUUCUGCCAUGAAUCCCGUAAGUGCUAUUGCUUUCACUUUACCGAACGACAGACAGACGUACGGCUUAGUUUCAGAAGUCCUGCAGCUGGCAGAAUGAGAACAAUGCAGUCGGAGACGGAGAGUUUUAUGCAGCAUCCUGUUUCAGUAAGUACCGAAAUUAGCGCGGAAAGGAUUCUGUGGCGUAUAGUUAGCCGCACUGCGUUCCGCGUUUAUGUUAAAAAAGAAUUCAUGUGCAUUUCCAUAUCAUCUGCGGAACGGGGGAUGGCGCGCUCGUCUAAUUGCAGAUCGCAGAGACGCGCUGUCAUUAUCGCCGUAGCCGUCUUAAUAAUUACGAUCAUUAAAUUACGGCGGAUGCGGCGACGCGAUCUCGAACAGCUGCAGCCGGAGAAAGAGGCUCCGGAUCGUAGGAGAAAAGGCACAAAAACAAGGAGUCAUUUAGAGGGUACGGGGGGGAGAGGAAGCCGCGUUUCGAGGGACGCGGCGCGCGCUCGCAGCCGAUCCCCGUCCCGCAGUACCGCGCAGACGACCCGGCAGCGCUGCCCCCUAGACCGGCGGGACACAUCCUGCCGGCUGCAAUUUACAUCCCACGCCCUCCGCAGCCGGGUAAUGUCAUUUACAUCACAUCCUCUCCGUGAUGGCACUUUCAUCGUCCCCCGCCAAUGCUGAGGACAUUUGAGACGUGCGCGCCGUUACACGCGUCCCGGCGCAGACCUCGCGCGCGCCUGAUUUCGGUCAGCUGAGGCUCCGGUGAGUGUGGACUGGGA